ACGCAAUAUUACUUCAAAUCCUAAUUACCGAGAGACAUUAUGACCGCAACCAUCUCUCACGAGUCAUUAAACGCCACACUCACAGGUCUCAGGACCUCGGACGUGAUUCAGUUUCGAGGCAUUCCGUAUGGCCGCGUUCCUCGACGAUUCGCUGCGCCUGAAAAACUGGACAGGUAUCCUAGAUUUCUUGACUGCACUAACUUUGGACCUCGAUGUCCGCAAGUUGCUGUCGAUGUCGGACAUUUGUUGCGCGUUCCUCCAGAUCAUACAUUCCCACAUGAGCCGGAGGAUGAGUUCAAAUGCACCAAUUUAGAUGUCGUAUUGCCUGACAGGGGCCCUGACGUAGGAAAUUCCAACUUGCCGGUCUUGGUUUGGAUACAUGGAGGUUCACAAGCCGUGACGUUUGGAAGCGCUGCAUCCGGAGUCUGCGACAUGAGCAAAAUAGUGGCUGAUUCGAUCCGUUUGGGAAAGCCAAUAAUCGCUGUAUCCGUUCAGUAUCGACUCAAUGUCUUUGCUCUUGGCAAUGGAGGGGGGCCUCCGAACUUAGCUCUUCGUGAUCAAGAGCUGGCUUUACAGUGGGUUCAAGAUCAUAUUUCAGGCUUUGGUGGUGAUCCGGAUAUGCUUACUUUAGCGGGCGAGAGUGCCGGGGCUAUUUAUUGUCACGCCCACUUGGUUGCAAAUGCGCGCGUGCGACAAGUCAUUCUAUCAUCUGGCUCAUUGUUCCUGUCGUCACCUCAGCCUUGGAAUUUGGUAGCAAGUUUUCGGGACAAGGUUUCCACGAACUUGAAGGACCUGGAUCAAACGCUCGAUUUGGAAACUGCAUCUGCAAGUCAGGUUGUUGAGGCGGUCAGAAGAUCUGGCGUACAGUCAUUUUUCCUCGAAUGGGAGGAACCCUUCAAUGCUUGGCAUACCAAGACAGGCAGUGCAGAGAGACUACUUCUCAGCGACGUGACGAAAGAGGGAGCCAUUUACCAAGCAGGAGUAUGGGCAACAGACCCCAGCGACAUAGCGAAAGCCUUUGAUGCUUCCGAGCAAUAUGGCGACGAGCUCAAGAAGUUGUAUCAUGUCUACCCCGACCGACCUUCAUCCUGCAAAAAUGGGGCAUUGGACUUUAUCAACGACUACAAGUACCUGCUACCAAUCCAGUGCCUCGAGAAAUCCUUCAAGGAUGCAAGGAAGCCCGUUUUCAGAUGUCUGAUAGACGAAGCAAAUCCAUGGCAGCCUUCAAGUGGAGCUCAUCACGCCGUCGACCUUGUUCUCUUGUUCGGAGGCUUCGAUCUGAGUUUCUCACCUAGUGCUGAGCGCGUUGGUCAGGCGAUGCGCGAGGCGUGGAUCAAGUUUGUUUCCGGGGAGGAACCGUGGCCUGAAGCCACGGAGAAGUAUUAUGGUUUUGGUCCCCAUGGGAGUCUGAAGACUCUUGAAGACUGGGAGGUUCAGUCACGGAGACGCAUUGGACUAGCAGAGAAGUUGAGUGAGAUGGAGAGUUCGUUCUUGGAUAAGACAUCUCGUGGGCUCGCGGCUGGGAAAGUGAGUUUGUUGAACUGAUACAAUCGUUUCAGGAUAAUUAUCUGGUUACUACAAUCUGAG
This is a messenger RNA of Fusarium oxysporum Fo47, 1587 nucleotides long. Its product is annotated as Alpha/Beta hydrolase protein. The record is from RefSeq and is a predicted model, not a curated record. The coding region runs from base 40 to 1545 and encodes 501 amino acids. The transcript is spliced from 6 exons. Lineage: Eukaryota; Fungi; Ascomycota; Sordariomycetes; Hypocreales; Nectriaceae.